GUGUAACUCAUGAAAACACUCAAAAUGUUUAAAUAAACCAUAGGAACCUUAAUAUUCGGACUCGGCAGGCGGGGGACUGCUAUGCAGUGGGAACAGAAACAUGGCGCUGCCCUUACUCAGGUGGAGCUGUAGAAGGCCUCGUGCAGGUCUGAGCGCUUAUCUGAGAUUUAACAAGCUAAACGAAGUAAGAAAUCAAUCCGCUGUCAAAAACCAGGCCUUGUCAGCGUGUGUUGUGUCCGGAGUCCGGCACUGCAGUUCGGACAGAGAGGGACGCAGAGAGACGCGGAAGGUUGUGGUGGUCGGCAUCCCAAACCCGUUCAUCUGGAUCCGGACCAAAUUCUGCUUUUUCCUCAUUCGCGCUUACUUCGACAAAGACUUCAGCAUCGAGGAGUUCACUGAAGGAGCGAAACAGGCGUUUGCACAUGUAUCACGACUGUUGUCUCAGUGUCAGUUUGAAGAACUUGAAAGUCUCGUCGCUAAAGAUGUAAUCGGGAAACUGGAGGAGAAAUGUGCCGAUCUCCCAUCGAGCUAUAAAAAAGCACUUUUGGCUGAUCCAGAUGACAUCAUGUACACGACACCAGCAGAUGUGGGUUUUUGUUACGAGAAUGAUGGGAGGAAGUUUGUCAGUAUAUUGAUGCGCUUCUGGUACUUAACCAGUGCCCGGCUGCCCGAGGACACGAUGGAGGGAGCACGCAUCUUCCAGGUGGCCAUUGGCAAAGACGGGGAGAAGCCAGAGAGCAAAAGGCUGCUCACAGCCAAUUACGAAUUUCAGAGGGAGUUUACCCAAGGAGUGACACCAGACUGGACCAUCACUAGAAUAGAGCACUCAAAGCUGCUUGAUUGAAAAUGAAGAACUCUGUUUAAUGACAUCUGACUUUAAUAUCAUACUGUACUGUGAAUGAGCCAUGUUUGCUGUCUGGAACGUAAAACUUGACAUGUGGACAAUAUUUACACGCGCUCCAACUCAUUCUGUGAGAAUGAUCCUGUCGAAUUAAGAGGUAAAUUAAUAAUUAUGUAAAAGUCCUCAUGUCAUUUCAGACCUGUGCAAAUCGGGCUGAAUAUUCACAAGACAUUUGUUGUUGAGAGAGUUUUAAGUUAAAUUUUAGUUCCUGUAGAUCUUUGUAUUAUUAUCUCAUGUGUUGAUGUUUGAUAUCUGAAAUGUGCUGUUCAAAUAUAACACUUAAAAUAUUUGUCAGUAUAUUGCAGAUAGUAAUUUGAUACAGAAUAACACUUGUGUGCUGUGUCUCUGAAAUGAAUUUUUACCUUUUCUACUGACAGAUGGCUAAAUUCAAUAAAGCAACCAAAAAUCUUGAACAUACAUAAAGACUUAAUGACAACAUUUAUCUGAUAAAUUUAGGUUUGUGGACACCUGACCAUCACACCCAUAUGUUGUUCUUCCCCAAAGUGCUUCCACAAAGUUAGAACUGGAGCCUCCUCACCCAACAUCAGUGCCUGACCUCAUUAACACUCUUGUAGCUGAAUGAACACAAAGCCCCACAGCCACACGCCAAAAUCUAGUAGAAAGCCUUCCCUGAAGUGUGGAGAUUAUCAUAACACCACAUCUGAAAUGGGAUGUUCAGCAAGCACAUAUGGGUUUGAUGGUCAGGUGUCCAGAAAUGUUUGGCCAUAUAGUGUAGGUUUUUUUUUUUUUUUUUUUAAUGAGAUUGGGAUCCCUGCUGAGAAAAACAAUAGAAACAAUC
Messenger RNA from Ictalurus furcatus (blue catfish), 1700 nucleotides. RefSeq names its product matrix AAA peptidase interacting protein 1 (gene maip1). Lineage: Eukaryota; Metazoa; Chordata; Actinopteri; Siluriformes; Ictaluridae. The record is from RefSeq and is a predicted model, not a curated record. Gene Ontology annotation, biological process: protein insertion into mitochondrial inner membrane from matrix; inner mitochondrial membrane organization. Gene Ontology annotation, molecular function: ribosome binding. Gene Ontology annotation, cellular component: mitochondrial inner membrane. Bases 101 to 844 code for a protein of 247 amino acids. The transcript is spliced from 5 exons.